Molecule: messenger RNA, 1663 nt
Organism: Populus euphratica (Euphrates poplar)
Lineage: Eukaryota; Viridiplantae; Streptophyta; Magnoliopsida; Malpighiales; Salicaceae
Product: probable 1-acylglycerol-3-phosphate O-acyltransferase
Exons: 9
Coding region: 239-1468 (409 amino acids)
Biological process (GO): phosphatidic acid biosynthetic process; lipid homeostasis
Molecular function (GO): lysophosphatidic acid acyltransferase activity; A2-type glycerophospholipase activity
Source: RefSeq, a predicted model, not a curated record
UUCCUUUUUGGACUGGAAGUGGAAUCAGCAACAAAACCUCUCCUCUUGAAAUCUCUAAUGACUUCUCAACCUUCCAGGCAGGGCAGUCUCGUAAAGGAGUCAAACCCCAUUAACAUUGCGUGGCGCACAAUUUACCAGGCAGUCACCGUUAUCUAUAAAUAACUCCGUAUUUGUAAUCACGAAUUUGAAGAACCAUUUUUGGUCCUCUGAUUUGCUUGAUUAUUUCCAGAUUAUUUUUAUGAACCUGUUUCGCUCACGUGUAUCAACCUCAGUCGUAUCUAGAAUGGCCGGAGAGCUAGGAUCCUCUGCUUCCGUUCCCACCACAUCAUCAUCAUCAUCAUCAUGGGCAAAAACAAGAUCUUUGUGGCCUUCUAUUCUCCGUUGGAUCCCCACUUCCGUCGAUCACAUCAUCGCCGCCGAAAAACGCCUUCUCUCUCUAGUCAAGACUUCGUAUGUGGUAGAGCAAGUGAAUAUUGGUUCGGGUCCACCGGGGUCGAAAGUACGAUGGUUUCGAUCUACGAGUGAUGAGCCUAGGUUUAUUAAUACGGCGACGUUUCAAGGUAAAGAGGAUUCUCCUACGCUUGUAAUGGUCCAUGGAUAUGCUGCUUCUCAAGGUUUCUUCUUCAGAAAUUUUGACGCUCUUGCUAGUCGUUUUAAGGUCAUAGCCAUUGAUCAGCUUGGUUGGGGUGGAUCUAGUAGACCUGACUUUACCUGCAAAAGCACUGAAGAAACUGAGGCGUGGUUCAUUGAUUCCUUUGAGGAAUGGCGAAAAGCAAAGAACCUUAGUGGCUUUAUAUUACUCGGGCAUUCUUUUGGCGGGUACGUUGCGUCUAAAUAUGCACUCAAGCAUCCUGAGCAUGUUCAGCACUUGAUUUUAGUGGGACCUGCUGGAUUUUCGUCAGAAGCGGAAUCUAAGCCUGAGUGGCUCACAAAAUUGAGGGCAACUUGGAAAGGAGCUGUUUUUAAUCAUCUGUGGGAAUCUAAUUUUACUCCUCAGAAGGUUGUUAGAGGUUUAGGUCCUUGGGGUCCAGAUCUCGUAAACCGCUACACAACUGCUAGAUUUGGUGCGUAUUCGGCUGGAGAAGUUUUGAAUGAGGAGGAGUCCAAAUUGCUAUCAGAUUAUGUGUAUCAUACUUUAGCUGCCAAAGCUAGUGGAGAGCUGUGCUUGAAAUAUAUUUUUUCAUUUGGAGCAUUUGCUCGGAUGCCCCUUCUACAAAGUGCAUCAGAAUGGAAAGUGCCAACCACUUUCAUAUAUGGCUUUGAAGAUUGGAUGAACUAUCAAGGUGCCCAAGAAGCUCGCCAGCAUAUGAAGGUCCCAUGUGAAAUCAUUCGGGUCCCACAGGGUGGGCACUUUGUAUUUAUAGACAAUCCAACAGGGUUCCAUUCAGCUAUGUUCUAUGCUUGUCGGAGGUAUAUUUCACCUAAACCAGAAAAUGAACGUCUCCCUGAAGGUCUCACGUUUGCUUAGCAAAUUAUCACUGUGAUUUUUCAGUCAUCUGUGUAUAAUAAUAAUUCAUACGGGAAGGUUUCGUGGCUCCCUCACAAAUUCAUAUUAGCAUCUCACAAAAAAAUAUUCUAUUCUGUUCGUGUAUAUCUGAUGUACUCUUGUACGAGAGUUGCAUUGCAUGCGGCUUUAUAUAUUGAAUAGCAGUACUUUCGGCGA